AUAUAUAAUUAGUUGGCAGAAUGAUGGGUGGAGAGGGAGUGGCACGAAGUCUAAGAUGGCCCCUGUCUGUCAAGUGCUGCCGCCUGAUAUUCAUCCAUGGAAGAUGUGAGAUCCGGAUCCGAGGGUCCAUACUGUUGGAGCCGAUUCACCAGAUCGAGGAAGAAGCAGAAACAUAAAGAAGAAGAAGAAGAAGACAGAAGGGGAAGAUGACGACUGGAGUGAAGGCAGUGGUGUUCUCAUAUGUGGUACACUUGCUGGGCAUCGUUGGUGCGGUAAUGGUGGUGGUUUGGUGCAUCCAGUUCAGAGGUGGCUUGGCCUGGGAAGCCACCAACAAAAGCCUCAUCUUCAAUAUUCAUCCUGUUCUGAUAUUGAUUGGCCUCAUUGUCAUAGGAGGUGAAGCCAUUAUAAGUUACAAAGCUCUUACAUUGAAGAAAGAGGUGAAGAAACUAAUCCAUCUAGUCCUCCAUGGUGUUGCACUGGUACUUGGCAUAGUGGGCAUUUAUGCAGCAUUCAAGUAUCACAAUGAGAGCAACAUUGCCAAUCUAUACAGCUUACAUUCCUGGCUUGGGAUGGGAAUCAUUGUGCUGUAUGGUAUUCAGUGGAUCUAUGGAUUCGUGGUCUUCUUCUUCCCCGGGGGCACGCCUGCAAUCAGAAGGGGGUCGCUCCCAUGGCACGUGAUCGUGGGGCUUCUUGCUUACGUGCUGGCAGUAGGCAAUGCCGCGCUGGGAUUUCUUGAGAAGCUGACAUUCCUCGAGAACUCUGGGCUUGCUAAGUAUGGCUCCGAGGCCUUCCUUGUCAACUUCACCGCCGUUGUCACAGUCCUCUUUGGAGUCUUUGUGGUGCUGACGGUUUUGUCGGAGGCUCCUCCUGAAGAUGAAAAUAGCUAUUCUGCAUUGUGAGAUGUGGCCUAAUGUUGUGGUGAUGGUUUAUCUUACUUAUGUGGGAACGGAAUUGUGAUAUCUAAUGGUAAGAAGACAUGGGGAUAUUUCGGCUUGGCCUUUGUUAUUAUCUGAACGAACCAUUCCAUGCAUCUCCUUUUGUACUUUCAUUCCACUUUCUUGUAAUUUUUGGCCCACACAUAUAUAAUCUGGUGUUUACAGCUUUGGUUUC
This is a messenger RNA of Diospyros lotus (date-plum), 1110 nucleotides long. Its product is annotated as transmembrane ascorbate ferrireductase 1-like. The record is from RefSeq and is a predicted model, not a curated record. The transcript is spliced from 5 exons. Lineage: Eukaryota; Viridiplantae; Streptophyta; Magnoliopsida; Ericales; Ebenaceae. Gene Ontology annotation, molecular function: oxidoreductase activity. The coding region runs from base 207 to 899 and encodes 230 amino acids.